Messenger RNA from Drosophila grimshawi, 7531 nucleotides. It is a transcript of the gene mbc, whose product is annotated as dedicator of cytokinesis protein 1. NCBI's taxonomy places the organism in Eukaryota, Metazoa, Arthropoda, Insecta, Diptera, Drosophilidae. Gene Ontology annotation, molecular function: small GTPase binding; guanyl-nucleotide exchange factor activity. Bases 550 to 6570 code for a protein of 2006 amino acids. The transcript is spliced from 17 exons. Gene Ontology annotation, biological process: small GTPase-mediated signal transduction; cell migration. Gene Ontology annotation, cellular component: cytoplasm; plasma membrane. The record is from RefSeq and is a predicted model, not a curated record.
UUGAAAUGCGUUGUGUGUUGUGUGUUGUCUGCGCGCGGAGUUCAUUCCGGUUAAUUAAUUAAUUGUGAACGAAACAGCGAAGUGGAAAUAUGCCCGCUCGAGUGUGUGCGUAUAUGUGUGCGUGUGUGUGUGCGUGCGGGAGCGUAAGCAGAGAUUAAAUGCGGCCAACUCCCAAAAUGAGAACAAAUUGACCGACACGACAAACAAAAUAUAAAGAAUAACUGCUGCAAUGGAAUUGUGCAAUAAAUCACAUUAUAAUUUUAAUUAAGCCAGCGGUUGAGGCGAAGCAACAAGUAAAUGCAAAUGUUGUCGGCUUCGUGAACAUCACUGAAUUUCAACUAAAACUACGUGUUGCUUUUCAUACACAAGUUGUUUUUUUAAUUUGUUUUUACUUUUGCAAAUUUCCGACUCGUUUUCUAUUUUUUUUAUAUUUGCCAACGAAAGUGUACGUAAACCUAUGUUCGUAAUUGUACGUGUGUGUAAGUGUGUAUGCAUGUUUAUUAUUUUGGAAAAAGUUAACAAGAUCAUCAACAACAACAAUCAUUCACAAUGAGUGUGUGGAGCGAUUGCAACGCUAAGCAGUCAUUUGGCAUUGCCAAAUGCAAUUUUGAUCAGGAUACGAAGCCACAUCGCUUGAAUCUGGAUGUGGGCGAUGCGGUCAUAAUUCUCAAGGCAACCACACAUUGGUAUUACGGCUACAAGCAAAAGGAGAAGCAAACACGCGGCAUCUUCCCCAAAAGCUAUGUGCAUCUGUGUGAGUUCAACAUCGUGAAUGGCGAGUAUUGCAUUCGACGCACCGAUAUUGUCGAGGAGAUCACCAAGGUACUGCUGGAAUGGGGCGGCAUAGCGAAGAGUUACUUUUUGAGCACAAAUGAGAAGUUUCAGGUGAUACGGCCAAAGAUGAAUGAGCUGAACAAUAAUCGAGCAGCCUUGAUAUCCGGCAAUCUGCCGCUCGACGAGAUGCGCAAGGUGAAGCUGCAGGCGACGGCACAGAUUGACACCGGCAACAAGCUGCUCGGUCUCGACAUGGUCGUGCGCGACGAGAGCGGCGACAUCCUGGACACAAAUGCCAUCUGCACGACAGAGCUCUACGAGAAUCACGUGCAUGCGCUGGAGCGCAUAAAGAAGGCCAAUAGUUUAACUGGCGAUCGGGAGAGAACGCGUGGCUUUAACAAAUACUCGCACAACAUAUUGCUGCAUGUGAAUGCUUUUGUGUGCAAGUUCCAGGAGGAUUCGGACCUGCUGUUUACGCUCUUCAAUGGCGAGACGCAUAAGCCGAUUAGUGAGAACUAUGUGGUGAAGUGGUCACGAACCGGCAUUGCCCGGGAUAUCGAUCAGUUCGAUAAUAAUCGAGUGCUGUUCACCGAUCUCAGUCGCAACGAUUUGAACAUAUCGAAAAUCUAUCUGGUGUGCUUUGCCAUACGCAUUGGUUCCAUGGAGGUGAAAGAUUCCACAGACUCGAAGCGCACCAGCAUGAACAUUGCGAACAGUGUCCUCACGGCAGCCAGUCGAAAGCACUCGCAGCUGUCGGUCAAUUCGAACGGAUCCUCGGGCAGCGCCAGUGAGUACAUGAUGCGUCGUCCGUUCGGUGUCGCCUGCAAGGACCUGACGUCCAUUAUCAGCAAGCCGGAAGAUCAUCGCAACAAUCUCGAUCUGCCUUUCAUCAUGUGCGAGAAGGACACGUUGGAUGGCACGCUGCGCAAACUGAUUGCCAACAAGGACAUUGGCAAAAUCGAGUCCAAAAUGGCUGUCACUUUUGAGGUGUUGCGCGGCGACAUUAAACAGAUCAAGGAGGACUUUCCACGGUUGGUGCACACCAAUGUGCCCGUCGCCCGCAAAAUGGGCUUCCCCGAGGUCAUAUUGCCCGGUGAUGUGCGCAACGAUCUCUAUUUGACCAUUUGCAGCGGUGAAUUUGCACGCAUUGCCAAAACAUCGGAGAAGAACGUCGAGGUCACCGUUUGUGUGGUCAACGAAUACGGCGUGCAGAUGUCGGGCGUGAUGAGCAUCGGUGCCGGGCAUCCGCCCAUCGAUGAUUACAAGUCGGUGGUGUAUUACCACGACGACAAGCCCAAGUGGCAGGAGACAUUCAAGAUCCACCUGCCCAUCGAGGAGUUCAAGGUGUGUCAUUUGCGCUUCACCCUCAAGCAUCGCAGCAGCAACGAGCAGAAGGAUCGCUCCGAGAAGCCCUUCGGUCUGUCCUAUGUGCGUCUGAUGCAGGCCAAUGGUACGACCAUAACGCAGGGUCAGCACAUUCUCGCCGUCUACAAGAUCGAUCCCAAGAAGUAUGACAAAUUGGUGGCCAAAAGCUAUUUGGAGUUGCCGGCAACCAAGGCCGAGCUACUGGGUACCAAACCACCUACAGGUGGCCUUAGUCUGCUGCCCAAGGAUCAGUUAUGCAUUGACGUUAAUCUAUGCAGCACAAAACUAACGCAGAGUGUCAGUCUGUUGGGAUUGCUGCACUGGUCGGCGCAUAAGGAGACCUUGGAGCAGUCGUUGAAUGCAUUGGCAAAUGUACCCGGUGAGGAGGUGGUCAAGUUUCUGCAGGAUAUACUCGAUGCACUGUUUAACAUUCUGGUCGAGAACGAUCAUCAUGAAAAGUACGAUCAACUAGUCUUCAUGAGCAUCAUACAUCUGAUUGAAACGGUCUCCGAUUUGAAGUAUCAACAUUUUCUCACCGUUCUCGAUGUGUACAUCAAUGAGAGUUUCUCCGCCACUUUGGCCUAUACGAAACUGAUGGAUGUGCUGCAGCGCAAUAUCAGCGAUGCCAUCACACCGAGCGAGAAAUCCGCCGAUGGCAUUGAGCAUGAGGAAAGCACAGCAGUGCGACGCCUCUAUAAGACGACACGCUAUCUGCACUAUGUGAUGAAGUUUGUGAUUAGAUCGCGUGUUUUGUAUGCGGCAAUGAACUGUAAUAACGACUAUGUGGACUUUGCCACACGACUGCAGGAGCUGCUCAAAAUGUUCAUCAAUAUGAUCGGAUGCCCCAGCAAUCAGUUGAAGUCGGAGGGGGCGCUGCUCAAGAAUCUACAUAUCAUAGCCACCGAUUUGAUGGAGGUGUUUGAUCCCGUGGAUCUAAGCACAUUGAUCGUGGAGAUAUUGGAAAAGUUUCCACCCCGUCGUCUUACCCAGUCCAAAAUGGGUUGCAUCAAGGAUUUUGUGGAGACGAAACUGUUCGCCUUGCCCAAUUGCCGGGCCAUCUUGUUGCCGGUGUUCUGCAAGCAUAUUAAAGACCAUCUUGAGAGCAAGGAGGAGGGUGACUCGAAAACCGAUAUCUGGCAGCAAGAAAAGAAUCUUUCCAAAGCCGCUAAAGUGCUCGGACAAAAAAAAUCCCAACUGCACACACGAGAAACGACUGCCAAUAAAAAGAUCGCCGAGUGCAUCAACAUCAUGAACAACAUUUUGAAGCUGCUCUAUCGAUCGGAUGUUGGACCCACCCACAAUGAUGUGCGCGACAUUAUGAUCAAGCUGUUGCGAUCGGUGAUGAAGGCGGCGCAUUCCUUGGAUCGGGAUGUGGAUGUAGUCGGCCAGUUCUUUGCCAUUAUGCUGGGCAUUUUGCAGCGCAUGGAUGCCCAGCAUUACAAAUACUUUGUCAACGAUCUGCAUCAGCAGGGCGAACUUAAGGAUUUUGUCAUUGAGAUUCUGCUUGUGUUCGAGGAGCUCGUCUCGCCGCAUCAGAAGGCAGUUUUUCCUCGCGACUGGAUGGACAUGAUUAUGCACCAGAAUACGGUCAUCCUCGGCGCCCUGCAACAACUGAGCAUGGUCGUCACGGACUAUUUCCUCUGUCCGGUGUUCGAUAAGCAGAUCUGGUCGAAUUUCUUUCAGUGUUCGAUUGCAUUUCUGGUGCAAUCACCACUGCAGCUGAACGAUUUUAAUGAUAACAAGCGACAAAUUGUGUUUGCUCGUUACCGAGAUAUACGAAAGGAUACGGCCAAGGAGAUACGCAAGAUGUGGUUCCAGCUGGGCAAGCACAAGCCCAAGUUUGUGCCGCAACUGGUUGAGCCUAUACUGGAGAUGAGCAUGAUACCCGAAACGGAGCUGCGACGCGAAACGAUACCCAUCUUCUUCGAUAUGAUGCAGUGCGAGUAUUACAGCUCUCGCCUCGAACAGGAGAGCUACGGCGACACCAAGCACAACAAUGCCCAUCAUAAGGGCAACUUCUCUGAGUUUAAGACAGCCAUGAUCGAGAAACUGGACAUCCUAAUUGGAGCCGGCAAGGGCGACACGGAGUACAAGGAGCUGUUCAAGAAGAUCAUGCUGGAGCAUUGUGCCGCCCACUGUACGCUCAAUGUGGACGGCAGCAGUUUUGUGAGCAUGGUGACCAAGCUGAUGGACAAACUCUUGGAGUAUCGCUGCAUCAUCCAGGACGAGAGCAAGGAGAAUCGCAUGGCGUGCACGUUUUCGCUGCUGCAAUUCUAUUCGGAGGUGGACCUCAAGGAGAUGUACAUUCGUUACGUUUACAAGCUGCGCGAUCUGCACAUGGAGUUCGACAACUAUACGGAGGCGGCGUUCACCCUGAAGUUGCACACGGAGCUGCUGCAGUGGAACGAUACGGAAUUGUCGCCACAGCUGCGCAGUCAUCUCUUCGGCAGCUGUCGCACCCAUCGCGAGCUGAAGGAGGCGCUCUACUAUGAGAUCAUGGACUACUUCGACAAGGGCAAGCAAUGGGAGUGCGCCAUCGAUAUGUGCAAGGUGCUCGCACAGCAGUACGAAGAGGAGAUCUUUGACUACAUUAAGCUGUCCGAACUGCUGAAGCGCAUGGCCCAGUUCUUUGAGAAGAUACUCAAGGAGCUGCGUCACACAUCCGAGUACUUUCGCGUCUGCUUCUAUGGAUUGGGUUUCCCGCGAUUGCUGCAGAACAAGGUGUACAUAUUCCGGGGCAAGGAGUACGAGCGCCACAGCGACUUCUGUUCGCGCAUGCUAGUGCAGCAUCCGCAGGCGGAGCUGAUGCAAACGCUGGAGGCGCCGGGCGAGGAUAUAACCAACAGCGAUGGCCAGUACAUACAGGUCAAUAAGGUGGAGCCCAUUAUGGACGCUGCAUUCGCCAAGUUCAAUGAGAAGAUCAUCUCCAAUGAGAUUGUCAAGUACUUUACCUCUAACAACGUUGAAAAGUUUCGUUUCUCGCGACCAUUCCGCGAUAGCACCGGUGGCGGCGGCAUGGACGAUGUGCUCAAUCUUUGGCUGGAGCGCACUGAGCUAUUCACUCAAUUCCGCUUGCCUGGCAUAUUGCGUUGGUUUCCCGUCGUCGAUACGCACACGUUCAAGAUUUCGCCACUGGAGCGGGCCGUUGAGAUUAUGAAGGACACAAACAGGGACAUCAGACAGCUGGUCAUACUGUAUCAGAGUGAUGAAUCGUUGCACAUUAAUCAGCUCAGCAUGAAACUCAAUGGCAUCGUCGAUCCGGCGGUAAUGGGCGGCUUUGCCAAGUAUGAAGAGGCCUUCCUAACCGACGAGUAUCUCGAACAGCAUCCGGAUGAUAAGGAGCUUGUCGAGGAACUUAAGGAAUUGAUUGCCUUGCAAAUACCACUACUCAAUAUUGCCAUUCGACUGCAUCGCCAGAAGGCCCCAGACAGUCUCAAGGCGCUGCAGGAUCAUUUAGAGGGGUGCUUUGCGGACAUGAAACAUCACGUGGAAACGUGUUACGGCCGUAAAUCGUGCGACUUGAAAAUCGAUCGGGAUUCUGUGGUGAUGCGACGCACCAACUCCUAUUUGCCCACACUCUUUGACAACGGCAACAAUCGAUUGUCCGAGACCAGCAUGGGCUCCUCGGACAGCGGUCUGUCAAAGUCCACUUUUCUGCCACGUCCGCCCACAAAUUCCAUCAAGUCAACGCUGGCCAGCCUCAGUUUCAACACCAGACCCAGUUUGGGAAACACGCCCAGCACCAAAGGCUCUAAGUACAAGGACAAAACACCCUCCAAGCGGCGCUCCAUGAAAAAGGAUCGCGACACAUUGAGCCUGCCAGUGGCCAACUGCCAGUGGUAUACGCCGCCACUGUCCACAAUUAAUUCGACGCCCGAGAAGGAGAUCAACACAUCUGUCAACUCGCUGGCCAGUGCCUCCAAUAGCUCCUUUGGUGGACAAAAAACGCCUGAUCCACGCGUGCUCACUGAAGAGUUAACGCCCAAGCGGCCACUGCGUUCGGAGAAGGAAAAAGAGAGGCGCCUCUCGCGUCCAGCUAGCAUUGCGACGCCAACGGCGAGCAUUAAAAACUUUGCGGACACACGCUCCUUGUCCGAGGGCAGCAAUCGCAACUCAGUUGAAACGACCGAUUCAACUUCGGAGGAGGACUUGCGACCACCGCCUUUGCCGGCCAAGACGCGCGACUCCACCGAUUUUAGCAGUCUGACGCAUAGUCUGGACUGGAAUCCGAAUGGUUAUAGCAUGCUAAGCAACGUGAGCAUCAACACGUCCAACAUCAUCAGUAGCAUGACCACAACCAUGACAAAGACCAGUAUUACAAACACAUCGUACGAGUAUGUGGAGGCCACUAAUUUCAGCAUUGAUCCCAGCAAGCCACGUCCUCCAACGCCGCCGCCAAAGCCAUCGCGUCACAGCAAACACAUUCCAUGAAAGAAACGAAAAGCAAUUGUACUGUUGCGCCAUAAAAAAAAAAAAACAAAACGUCAACGAGGAAGCAUCAAGUGCCAAAUAUUCCUAUUACUACAUACAUAUAUAAACCUAUAUAGCACCAAUCGCGAGAAAAACGAGCAACAAGUUAAACAAUACACAAAAAGCAACAACAUUUGCCUCACAUGACCGACUACCAAAUAGCAACCGGCAUCAGUGUCUUAACAAACGAUCGCAGUAGAUUUAAGAUAAAGGCUUAUAACAAAUAUAUUUAGGAAGAUCUAUGUUUAAUGUUUAAUUAUAUUGAAAUGAUAUUAUGUUGAACAUGUCAUCAUUUUUGUCUAAGUUUAUAGUUUAUUUAUAUCAAUCAUAUAUUCGUAUGAUUGUAUAUCGAUAUCCUCUAUUUUUAUUUGUUUUCGAACAAAAUACAAUACGCACACCUGCUACUUGUCUUCCACAAGUCUUGGAAUUCCCUAUACAAUAUAUAUGUGACCAAACUGAAACGUAUCUAUACUAAGUUUAAGUUCUAAUACUGUUUAAACAACUCUACGUACGUUUCUUAUGCAAACAAGUGCCACAAUGUAGAACAAAACGAAAUUAAGAAUGGAAUCAAAUUUGUCCAAUUUGAAGCACAAAUUCAACUAGAAGUCAAUUACGCUGCAUGAUGCAAAAUAAAAUCUUUUAUUCAAUUCGUUAUCGAUUAGACAAAUUUACAACAAAGUAAUGUGCAAAACUAUUUACACAUAUAUCUUUAUUGUACGCUAAGUAGCCAUAAUAUCAACUUUUAAUACGUAACAUAUACUUAUGUACUUUACAUAUGAACAAAUAACUUUUUAAAUUUUGUUAUCCGAUAUACAUAUAUAUAAAUGUAUACCUAAAUUUAAGCAGCUAUGUGUAAUAUAAUGUAAUUUGCGAUCUAUGCAUUGGCCAAAGAUUAAGCAAUAAUAAAUUUCAUUUAAGCCAG